AUGAUGUGCGCUUCCGCCGAGAACAUAAGCCCGGAGAAGAAGAAAAGGCGUGCAUGGAGAGGCGGCGGCAGCGGCGGUUUUGCAUAUUUAAGCACGAUCGUCUUGCCCGAUUCGUUCAGUUCUCGACGAAAUUUCGUCAAGAGGAGCGUCGGAAAGUGGGAAGACGAGGGAUUAGGGGCAGAGAGUGGGCCUGUCGAUUGAUCAUAAGAUCGGGGAAGAACCGAACAAGGGUUUUGAAAUGGAAGCGUUUGGACUGAAGGGGUGAUAAACAAGUGGGGAGAAGUUUUUGGGGAAGUUGUUCAACUUGUUUAAAGAGAAUCGUGAGAUAUGAAAAAUUGAAAAAUUCAGCAAACUAAGACAGUGGUUGUUUGAGCAGAUGCAGAGUAGACUCCAUCUUGUAGCUGAUAAAGUCAUCUAGAGUAAAUUUAAGUCAAGUAAAACAAGGUAUAAUAGAACACAUUUCUUGAAACAUGAGUAAAUACUAAUCUGUCGGGAAAAUAAUGAGGCUCAAUGUCUGUCGGUAAAAUGAUGAAGCUCAAUGUGUGAAGUGAAGAGAAAUCUGAUUUUUCCGCGACACAAUUCAGUUUCUCAGCGGCAAUGCGAUUUUUGAUGCGACAAAAUGCUCAUUAUUUUCCCGACAGAUUGAUAUCAAGGAUUCAACAAGUUAUGAUAUCAGUUGUCUAUACAGAGGUAUAACUUAGUCCGUCUUGUAGCUGAGUUCAGGUCAAGUCCCAUUUCUCGUAAUAUGAGUAAAUAUCCUAUCUAUACUCAUACCUGACUAGCAAGAAACAAAGUUUUCAUCAGAAGCAUGACUCAUGAACACAAGGAGAUUUAAAGACAUACUUUCUCUAUAGUAAGCAAAAGUUUGAAGGCAAGAAACUUUAGAAAACAAAAGAAGGAGCCUCUCAGAAGAUUCUGGAGAUUAUCUUGUCCUUUUUUUGGUCAUGCCUACCCCCACAAGCCCCACAACUCAAACCCAAUUGCCCUGCAGGCCUUGAAACUCUCAAUUCCCAAUAUUCUUCCGCUACCGUACCCUUUCGCGCACCGCUACCUUCCUCGUCAUCCCCACCUCUCCAAUGAAAAUGAGGUCCGCCACGGAGCUGCUGAUCGAAGGCAGCGAAAUGAAACGAGAGCAGCGAAGGCGCUGAUCUUUUCAUGAGUUCUUCCGUUAGAGACGGUCUUCUCGCCGGGUGCGUCCAACCGAGACCAAGGCCUCUCCCCCAACCAUCCCGUCGCCGACUCGUUUCUCGAUUCAGGUGGAGCGUGAGGAGAAGACCGCCUUCUUCUCGAUUGGCUGUCGCCGUUACUCCGAAAGAGGUGGAGGGGAUGUGCAGGUAAUGGGGCCGCGCUUCACGGGUAAUAAUCUCCGCGCUGUCUACUGGACGGAACUUGGCGGCGAGGGAUGGUACAAGAAAUACGAGGCUUUGGAGGGGAUUUUGAAGGUAGUAUGUAUAUAG
This is a messenger RNA of Bursaphelenchus xylophilus (pine wood nematode), 1457 nucleotides long. Lineage: Eukaryota; Metazoa; Nematoda; Chromadorea; Rhabditida; Aphelenchoididae. The record is from the annotation of a GenBank genome assembly.